Molecule: messenger RNA, 636 nt
Organism: Arabidopsis arenosa
Lineage: Eukaryota; Viridiplantae; Streptophyta; Magnoliopsida; Brassicales; Brassicaceae
Source: the annotation of a GenBank genome assembly
CUUUGUUCCGAUUCGCCGGUCUUGGAAGUGGAACUGUGGCAGUGACGAGCGAGAAGAGAAGAGAAGAGAAGAGAAGUUCUGAUCUUUAGGAUAUUCAAGAAGCAUGGCAGGAGCUGUUGGAACAUCGAUGCUAGGGUCUCUUCUUGUGUUUACAGUGAUCCUCUCGCUUCAAGAAAUUUACAGAGGGAAAUUAGCUUCUUCAGAGCUGUUCACGAUCCUUGGAGGAUUUACAAGCUCUCUCCUCUUUUUGUUUUCUCUCACUUUCAUUGGAAAUUUUCAGGAAUCUUCUGGCAUCAAGAGUGGUUGGGGUGCAGUCAUUCUUGCAGAAAUCAUAGCUCUUAUUGCUGCUAGCACGGUUCAUCGGGUUUGUAUCACAACCUGUUUCUUGUUCUCUGCUGGGCUAUUGUACGAGGUGAACAAGAUCUCUGGAUACAUGCUAUCCAAAACCGAGUCCAAAUCUAAGAGAUACUGAACCAGAAAAUGGAAUUGGUGAGGACAUGUUAUUAUGGACUUAGAUUUCCAACUUCAUGAACUGAGAUUUUUAGAAACUUUAAUCCAAAAUCCGCAUCUUAUACUUGAUGUGAGAAGUAGGUCUGUUUCUCUUGCAGCUUAUAAUUAUAAAGAGAUCGUCUUUUU